Messenger RNA from Aspergillus melleus, 519 nucleotides. Its product is annotated as interferon alpha-inducible IFI6/IFI27 family protein. The transcript has a single exon. The coding region runs from base 1 to 519 and encodes 172 amino acids. Lineage: Eukaryota; Fungi; Ascomycota; Eurotiomycetes; Eurotiales; Aspergillaceae. Gene Ontology annotation, cellular component: membrane. The record is from RefSeq and is a predicted model, not a curated record.
AUGUCAAUCAUCCACACCCUCCUCCCCUGCUUCAGCGCCCGUCGCAAGUCCACCACAGCCAGCUACGCCAGCAACCCUCCCAAAGAACCCUUCACCCUAGCCACCCAAGCAACCACCAUCCUCCUCACCACCGAAGACCCCAAUCUUAUUCGCAAGCAACUCUCGGAUCUGAUCACUACCCCCGGCUGGACCGAGGCCCUCGCCCAAAGCAUUCUACACGCCGUCGAAGAUGCCAUCAAGGGCGCCGCAAAGAUGGCCCAGCCGGCUGCCGACGCACUCACCCGAGCAAUGCACGAGGCCUACGACUUCGUGCAUGACCACCCGGUCUAUACGACGAUUCUGGCGCUUGGGGUAUUGGUUAUCCUGGCGCCGUGGGUACUGGAGGUGCUGGGGUUUGCGGAGUUGGGGCUCCUGGAAGGCAGUUUUGCCGCUUGGUGGCAGAGAAUGUAUGCGGGGUAUGUGUCGAAGGGGUCGCUGCUUUCGUUUUUGCAGCGGUUGGGGAUGAUCUGGAGGGUUUAG